Lipotes vexillifer (Yangtze River dolphin) is the source of this 639-nucleotide messenger RNA. It is a transcript of the gene PRG2, whose product is annotated as proteoglycan 2, pro eosinophil major basic protein. Lineage: Eukaryota; Metazoa; Chordata; Mammalia; Artiodactyla; Lipotidae. The record is from RefSeq and is a predicted model, not a curated record. Gene Ontology annotation, biological process: immune response.
AUGAAACUCCACCUACUUCUGGCUCUUGUACUUGGGACAGUUUCAGCUUUUCAUCUGAGAACUGAAAUGCCCAACAUUGAGAGCCCCUUGGGAGAUGACACCCUGCCUCAGGUUGGGGAGGUGCCAGAAAGUGAGGCAAAGGAGACCCCUGUGGAGGGACUGCUAGAGGAAGAGGAAGAUAGGGGCUCUGGAAGUGAAGAUGCCCCCAGGGAAGAGGGGGCUGUUGAGUCCAUCUCAGCCUUGGAUGAGGUAGACAGGGACCUUCAGUGUCCUAAGGAUGAGGACACAGUAAAACUGGAGGGCAUCCCUGGAUGCAAGACCUGCCGCUUCCUCCUGUUAACUUGCCAGAGGUGCUACCGGGGCAGACUCAUCUCCAUCCACAACUUCAGCCUUAAUUACCAGAUCCAGUGCUUAGUCAGACAGAUCAACCAGGGCCAAGUCUGGAUCGGAUGCCAGGUCACCGGCUGGGGUCGCUGCACACGCUUUUGCUGGCUUGACGGCACUCCCUGGAAUUUUGCAUAGGGGGCUGCUGGCCAGCCCGGGGGCAGUGCUGGUAGAUGUGUGACCCUGUGCACCUGAAGAGGCCACUGGCGUCGAGCUCCCUGUGGUGUGGGUCUCCCAUUCAUCUGUUCCUACUGA